Messenger RNA from Cinara cedri, 6107 nucleotides. The record is from the annotation of a GenBank genome assembly. NCBI's taxonomy places the organism in Eukaryota, Metazoa, Arthropoda, Insecta, Hemiptera, Aphididae.
GUUGUUUAACGUUUACUAACAUAGUUUUCGAUUUUGUCUAUAAUUGUAGUAAAUCUACUUUAAACUAUUAAUUGUUUUAGUGACUUUUUUUGUUUUUUUAUUUUCUCUUAGUAUAGUUAACAUGGCUUUAUCAAUUAGUCGAAAAGAAGUUGAAGAUCUUAAACCAUUGUUAGAGAAGACUGUUUCUAAAUUUCUAGGGUUCAGAGAACCAUUACUAGUUACUACUUUAAUGAAUUGCUUAUCCUCUGGUUAUGAUAAGUAUAAAACCGCAGGUAAAUAUUAAAUAAAUAAACUUCAUUAAAAAUACUUUUACUAUUUUAAAACAAAAUAAAAAAUCCUAUUUUGUUUUAUUUUGUAGAUAAACUUCGGUCAUCAUUGUUAGAUCCCGGUAAAGCUUUGUCACUAACUGAGAAAGCAUUUGAUUUAGCAAAAGGAAUGACUAUGAAGGUUAAUAGUGUGUCUGUUGCCAGUAAACGUAGUAUUAAAACAGAAUUUGAUGAAAAUAGUAUUAAAAAAAUUAAAAAAGAAAAUUUACCCAUUGUCAAAGAAGAGGCCCUUUCCAUGGGACAGGUAUUUCUUUUUUGAUUGUGUAAUUUAAAUUAUUUAACUACAUAGGCAAUUAUUUUUACUAGAUUAAAGAUAUGAUGUUAAAUGCCCAAAAAAUGAUAGAAGAACGGAAAAAAGCAUUGUCUAUACCAUCAACCGGUGUUCAAAAAAAUAACAACAAAGACAAAAAACCCCAAAUAACAACUGAUUUUGAGAAGCAAGCGAAAAUUGCACAACUACAGGUUUAUAAUUAUUUGAACCUUAUAUAAUAGGUAUAUACCGGCUGAUUAACUCAACUGGGAACACUCAUUAUUUCAGAAAGUAUUAAUUUCUUUUUGUUUUUGAACAUUUAAGAAACAAACAAGUAUACAAUUUUACUACAUUUAUAUUAUUUUUUGACACUCUUAGUUUUGGGCAUAAGACCUACUUUUGAUUUUCAAAUAGUAACUUAAAUUAAAUAUAACAUAAAUAGAUAGAGUAUUAGUUAAAAUAAAUUUGAUUUCAAAUUUUUUUGUUUUCAGUCUACCCAUUGACGAGAUAUUUUACAUUUAAGUUUAGGUAGGGGGAGAGUAAUGGUGCAUUAUUAAAACGCCGUUACGAGUGAUAAAUGAUUUACCAUUACUCUCCCCCUACCGCAAUUAUAAAUAGUAUAUCUCGUCAAUGGGUUGACUGAAAUAAAAAAUUUUAACAAUAAAAUUUAUUUUAACUAAUACUCUAUCUAUUUAUGAUUUCAAAAAUGAAUAGUAGUUUAUGCCCAAAUACAAUGGUAACAAAAAAUAACAAAUGUAAAAUUCUAGAUGUGCUUGUUUCUUAAAUUUUCAAAAAUUAAAAAAAACUCCAAAAAUGUUAAUUCUUUCUGAGAAAUUAGUGUUUUCAGUUGAGUAAUGAAUCAAUAGGUAUAUAUUAAUGUACAUACAAAGUUAUUCUAUUAAUAUUACAAAUUAUUAUAAAUAUUAUAUUAUCAUUUUAAAAUAUACAGGCUCAAAUACAAAAAAAAUUAGCUACAGGUAUUAUAAAGACAGUUCCUAGUGUACCUAAGACAUUAAAUUCUUCUGCAGAAAAACCAACUCCUUUAAUUCUUGAUAGUGAAGGGCGAACAAUAGAUAUUACUGGUAAAGAAGUCCAGUUAACGCAAGUUAUACCUACAUUAAAAGCUAAUAUUAGAGCUAAAAAACGAGAAGAAUUCAAACAAACGUUUAGUGAGAAAUCUAAUGAUGACCCCUCUGAAGUUAAAUUUUUUGAUCCACGAUUAACAGUAAAAGCAAAUGUUCGUACAAAACGAUCCUUAAAAUUUCAUGAGCCAGGUAAAUUUCAACAAAUUGCUGAUCGUCUACGAAUGAAGGUAUUUAUAUUGAUGAAUUUAUUUUAUUUGUAUAGAAUUAAAAUUAACAAAUACGUAUACAUUAUUUAAUUUUAUUAAACAUUUGAUCUAUCAGGUUUUUAUUAUUAUUUGUUGUGUGCAUAUGUCAAUUAUAUAUUUCAUAUGGAAAUUUAAUAUUAUAUUUUAGGCUCAAUUAGAAAAGUUACAAAAUGAAAUUUCACAAAUAGCUCGUAAAACUGGUAUUUCAUCUGUUACAAAAAUGGCAUUGUUAGUGCCUAAGGAAGAACAAUUAACUGAACACUGUCCUGAUGUUGAAUGGUGGGAUAGUGUUAUUUUAGAUGGGGCUUCGUAAGUUUGUAAUUAUAUUAUUAUCAAAAAAAAAAAAAAAGGUUUUGUGUGUUUAUUUUUGUAUAUAUUUGUGUAUAUUUUCAAAUUAUAGUUAUUUAAAUGAGAACGGCGAAGUUCAAUUUAAAAGAAGUAAUAUAUCACAUUUGGUUGAACAUCCACUGCAAAUGAGACCACCGAGUAAGUAUAUAAAAUAAAAUUUGAGCUUUUAAUUUCAAUUAAUUUAAGGGUUUAAAUUGUUAUAAAUUAUUUAUGUAUUAUCUUACAAAAACAUUAUUUUGAUAAUAAAUAUUUAUUUGAAGAUAAAACAAAAUUAAUAUUUCAGAAAAUAUUAUUUUCAUAAGUGUAUAUAACAAAAAUAAGGUUUUUAUUCAUAUUUUGACAUAUAACUGAUUCUAUUUCUUUAUGUACAUAUAUGUGGUGUCACUAAAUUUAUAAUUUGACCAUGAAUUAAUAAUUAAAAUUAAUAAUUUCAAAACAAUUUUUAAUAUUUAUUUUGAUUAUCAUUUGGUGUUAUUAUUUUUUAAAUUAUAAAAAAAUUCCUCAAAUAUGGAAAAACAAUUUUGUUUUAUGAUAUUUGAAUAGCUUUUCAUAUUAUUUAUAAUAAUUAAUAAAUAUUAAAUAAUUUUUAGCUGAUCCCUUAAAACCAGUUUUCAUGCCUGUAUUCUUAACUAAAAAAGAAAGGAAGAAGUUACGUAGACAAAAUCGUCGUGAAACAUGGAAAGAAGAACAAGAAAAAAUUCGUCUUGGUUUAGAACCACCAGCUGAACCUAAGGUAUUAAAAAACAAGUUUUAGUUAAAAAGUUUUUAAAAAAAAUUCCCUAUAAUUAAUUUUAUAUUUUUGACUAAUUUAUUUAUUAGCUUCGUAUUUCAAAUCUGAUGAGAGUAUUGGGUACAGAAGCAGUCCAAGAUCCAACUAAAAUGGAAUCCCAUGUAAGAGCUCAAAUGGCAAAACGUCAGAAAGCACAUGAAGAAGCUAAUGCAUCUCGUCGGUUAAAUCCAGAACAAAGGCGUGAUAAAAAAAUUAGAAAACUGCAAGAAGAUACUUCUUUAGGUGUUAAUGUUGCUAUAUACAGGUAUAUCUCAUUUGGAAAUUAAAACUUUGAAUUAACUUUAAUUUUGUGUAUGUUUCUAUUUUAGAAUAAAAGAUUUAGGUAACCCUUCAAAAAAAUUCAAAAUAGAAACAAAUAGUAAGCAAUUGUUUAUGACUGGUUGUGUUAUUAUGUGUAAGGACUGUAAUGUUGUUAUUGUUGAAGGUGGUCCAAAACAACAAAAAAAGUAUAAAAGGUAAUUUAAAUCAAUUAUAGUUAUUUGAAUUUUAUAAAAUGAUAAAAUAUUAUUGAAUCUUAUAAAAUAUGUAUUUUUUUUCUUUUAGGUUGAUGUUACAUAGAAUGAAGUGGGAAGAUGAUGUUAUUAAAAAUAAAGAUGAAUCAGAACCUAAGUCAAAUAAUAAAUGUUCUUUAGUAUGGGAGGUAAUUAAAAAUUAUAAUUUAUAUUUUUUGAAAUAUUUAUAAGAUAUAUAACAAAAUAUUUAAAUUUAUUAAUAUUUAUAAUAAUAACAAUUUAAAUAGAUAUUAUAGAUUAAUUUUUAGUUAAUUUUGUUGUCUUGAAUACAUAAUUUUAAAAUAUUUAACUCGAGAGCCUGAAGUAAGAGAGUGGUUAUUCAUAGCCAUUCUUUUUUAGUGUUGUCAUUUCUGAUAGGUUACCAUUAUAAAUGAUAAAAUUUCGUCCAACAAUAUUGUCAAUUGAUAUUUUAAUAUUAUUCUAAAAGUUUUCAAAUAGGUACUACAUAUUAUACGUUGUUUAAAUAUGUUUUACAGAACUUAUUGUAAAUUAUGUAUGUACUUAUUAAAAUGACUUGAUGUCUACCUACAUUUACUGUCUCAGCUCAACUUAACAACAUAGUAAAAUUAUGUUAACACAGACUGAGUAAAACAUACUUUAUUUGGAUUUUUCAGUAACAUGUCCUCUCGGCGUAAUAUUUUAUAAUGUAAACUGUGAACCAGCUAAAAAAUAAAUAAUUUUAUUUACGUUAAUAUAUUUCAAUAGGAAAUACUAGAAAUAUAUGAUAAUCAGAUCCUGAAAUGAUACAUCACAGUGAUUAAAAAGUAUUAAAAUCAAAUAUUUGUUAAUAACUACUGGUUCAUGCUAUAAAAAUCAUCUUAUGUUAGUUAAAAUGAAGUAAUUAAUUUGAGUACAUUUUACUAAAAUUAUUUAUGUUUUGCUCAUUUUAAACUUUUCAUUUUCAACUUAUUUACUUUAAAAUUUUUAUUAUAUUUAUAUUUUAUUUUAAAUUAAGUAUAUAUUAUUAAACAAAAUUGGCUACAUCUCUUUUUAGACAUUUUUAUCAACUAUUUUUGGUACCAGUAGUGAAAGUGAAUGUUUUUAUUUUUCAUCUGAUCCAUAAUUUACAUACAAAAAUGUCGUAGUGUAUAUAAUACAUAUAAUUAACAAUUAAUAAACAUUUUUGGAAGUAUAAAAUUCUUUUAAAUGUACAUAGUUGUUAUAAAAUAUAGUUAUAGUAGGUUCAAGAAAUAAAGAUCAAAGUUUUUCAAUUAUUUUAAUAAUCCAUAAUUUUAUUCCAGGGCAUGUCUAAACAACGUAAUUUUGGAGAAAUAAAAUUUAAAGUUUGUACUUCUGAAAAGUUAGCUCGCGAACAGUUGAAAAAACACGGAGUAGAACAUUAUUGGGAUCUUGCCUACAGUGAUCUUAUAAUGGAUUAAAUAUUUAUUUUUAAAUUUAUUAUCAUUAAUUAAUUGUGAGUUUUUACGCGGCUAAAUAAUAUACUUAUUUAUAAAUUGAGGUAUGUUUAUAAAUCAACAAUUGAAAUGUCUACCAUUGUAUCAUAAUAUAUUUUUUAAUAUUUAAUUACUAUUAAUUAAUUUAUCCAACGCUCUAUGUUUCCUUUGUCGUUCAAAUUGUAUUUCCCUUAGAAUUGAUGUAUAUUUCAAUUCAUUUAUUGCAAUAUAUUUGCAAAUUAUAUUAGAAUUUUCUUUUAAUUUGUAUGAUAUUGUUUUUGCAUAACCUGUAUUUAUUGUAAAUUUUACACAUUUUUCUCUUAUUCUUAGGUUUAUUGCUGUUAACUUAUCAAUUCCUCUUUUUAAUUUUUCUAUUCCAUAUUCAAUUAUUUUUUCUUUAAAUUUACUUAAAAAUCUAUUGUAUAACAUAUUAUCUGCCAUGUUUACUUUCUUUGUUUGAUUAAUAUCAUCAUCUGAUAAUAUUUGUUUAUAUGUUUUAUUUCUGGUGUUUAAUGGCAAAUAUGCCACUUGCUCUAAUGGCUAUUGCAUUAAAUUUGCAAACAAUACAAGUGAUGCUUCUAAAUAUUCAAAUAUCAUUAUAAAAUUAAAAUCUCUUUCAAUCAUAUUUAUAUGUUUAUUAAUCAUAUCAAUAUUUUUAAAAUCUUUAGAAUUCAUUCCCAAAUCCCAACUCAUUUGGUUUAUUCCUAAUUUUUUAUAAUAGCGUCUUAUGUGUUUUAUAGAUGAUGUGUUGUCAAAAAGACUAUUUGUAAUGAAUUGAGUUAAAUUGGUUUUUUAUUUUUUUCAAAAUGAUAAAACGAGUAUAUUGACUGAAACAAUCCUGUAGGCUCGCGUAGAAUAGUGAUAUAUACUGUAUCUGGUCUCAUUACAUAUUUUACUUCUUGAGAAUACCUUGUAUGAUGUACAAACAUAUCAAAUUGUCCAUCUGCAGUGGAUUUCCUAUAUAGUUCAUCACAUUUGGUAAUAAGAAAUCGAGGUUUUCUUUAUGGCCAAAACUCAUCAAUAUAUUUUGAAUAGUAGAACUAGCACAUUUAUGUGUUUUUAGAAAAAAUACUCGUUUCUUCUGUGUUAACACUGUUUGUGAUGGUUUCGCCUCAAUGAUUGUUCUGAAAACAUUUAUAAUUUAUAUUAAUAAGCAG